AUGCCUAACCGUCAGGGAUCUUGGAACUUGAGUCGGCGUUCUACUGCCUACAGCGAUGAGGAUUACGGAGGCUUCAGCCGCCGUUCCACGCUGGAUCGUUGCGGCCCAGACGCAGACGGAGACAGCGCUCUAAAGCCUGGCGAGGGCCCAGGUGGACGAGGCGCCGGUGACCAGAGUCAGGCGGCACUCGAGUCUUGGACGUCCGAGGUGAAGAAGCUCACGCCUGACCAGCUGGCCCUGUUCUUGCGAAACUCUCCACCCGAAGACUUCCACGACUACGCAGACACCUUGCAGCAAGCCAUAAAGAAGCGAGUAGAUCACGGCAAGAUUUUCGGGUUGGCGAGGAAGGUUAGGCCUAUCUACGACCUGGUCAAGAACUUCGGUCCCAUCGCUUCCGCCGGGUCCGAAUUUUCUCCCAUGCCAUUCUCGGGCAUACUUGGCGGCAUCACAUCCAUUCUAUCCAUCAGCGUUCGCGUCGACGACUACCAGACGAAACUGGUUGAGAUGUUGACCUCCAUGGCGUCGGAGUUAAAGAUCCUCGACAAGUAUAGAAAAGAAUCAUUGUUCGAACAUGAUCCAGAUGUACGAGCGUCGCAGAUCGAGGUUACCACAGAUAUCCUCCGGUUCUGCGUAGCCGCGACGCAGAUCUUCUUCAACGACCGCGGCAAGGAGAGGAACGGUCUUUUGUUUGCACUGAAGUCCCAGUGGAAAGAUUUCGACGCCAGGUUCGGCGAGAUCAAGACUCAGUUCCAACGACACCUUGCGGAACUAGAAAAAUGGAGGAACUUGGCCAAUAGUCAACAACUACACUCGGUUGUGCGAGGCGUUGCUGCCAUCGACAAGGCUCUCGAACACGACCGUGGCGAACGACGGCAGGCGGCCACAGAGCAGGAAGAGGCCGAGAGGCGACGUGAAACAGAAAAGAAGCGUCGUCGUGUCGUAUCAUGGCUGCCGUCGAUUUCCUUCAUAAAAAUCCAAGAGGAUAACUAUGACAGGCGCGUUCCUGGGACGGGCGACUGGCUGAUGGAGCAUUCCAGCUUCAACGCCUGGAAAGAGAGCACCGAGUCUGCGUCUCUCUGGGUCCAUGGGAAGUCAGGAAGUGGAAAAUCCCAUCUGGCGUCCCGCGUCAUUCACGACCUGAGCCAACCCGACGACGGCGGGGUUGCUGUCGCUUACGCAUACUGCAGCUCCACGCAGUUGUCGGACAAGCUGAAUUUUAACAACAUCCUUGGCUCGCUGCUGGGGCAGCUUUACGCUCGACUACCCCCGUCCCAAGACAUGGAGUCACUAGAGACGAAAUCUAUCUCGGCUACCAAGGAGAGUGCCUCGAGAAGCGAGAUGAAGGAAUGGAUUCAGGACACGAUAGGAAAACUUCGGUCGUGCUUCAUCAUCAUCGACGGUCUGGACGAAUGCAGUUUUUUCGAAGAGAAUCAGUUCACUGAUCUUUGCAACUUUAUCGCUUCUCUUACGAAACCCAAGGAGUCCUCAUCGAUAGCCAAAGUCAUUGUUUUCAGCCGUCCGAGUUACGACACUAUCUCCCGCGCUCUGUCGUCAUUCCCACAGAUCCCAAUCGACAAGGGUGCCAACAUCGACGAUAUCAAGCGCUAUAUCUCCAAAAAGAUUGAUGAGAUCGACCCCGACCCGUCAGACGACCAGCGAGAAGGUUUCGAGGACAUCAAAGACAUGAUGCUCGGCAGUGCGGACGGCAUGUUCCUGUGGGUACAGCUCAAAGUCAAGGACUUCAGAGAAAUCGGAAACGUCGAGGAGAUCAAGGAAGCCCUUCAGGACACGUCAGAAGGCCUUGACGAGCUGUACCAGCAGCAAAUUCGCAAGAUCCUUACACGCACCAAAUUCGUCCGCGACCGAGCGUUGAAGGCCAUUUUGUGGGUGGCAAACUCGUACAAAUCUUUAUCCAAGCCCGAGCUGCUGGAAGCACUCUCAGUGAAGAACAAUCGCCGCGGACUCACUGGUAGUCAGAGGCUCUCUCGGAAUCUACCGCUGUGCACAGAGUGCGCCGAUCUCCUAGUCGAGGUGGACGGGCAAUAUCGUCUCAUCCAUGCCUCCGUGAAGGAUUUCCUGCUGGAUCAGUCCCAUAACAUCCCCGAGUAUUGGGUUCUUCAAUCAAAAGCUCAUAGCAUUCUGGCCGAGCUGCUUGACUUGGUAGACGGAUACCCGUUGCUCGCGUAUUCCUCUCUGUACUGGGGCGACCAUAUGCACUUUUCAUCCUCGAAGGGCACGACAAAUGAAGGUCUGAGCAAUCUUUGCAACCAAUUUCUUCAGGAACCACUCGCCCUCGAUCUCUCAAUCAAGAUAUUUGAGUUUGAAGAGUUCCAGAUGCAUCCUUUCCGGCACCAUGGACAUCCUUCAGCUCUCCAUAUCCUCUCUAUUUUCAACCUCUCUGGUCUCGCCGAGACUUCACCAGGCCUCAAGCUUUCUAUAAAUGGGCACGAUUACUUUAACCACCUUCCAAUCGAUUACGCCAUGAUUUAUGGCUCCCGGGAGAUGGUAAUCUGGCUUCUGGAUGUCUACCGCGAAGACAGCACCAAAGGCGGCGCUCUAUUUCAGAGCGCGACGGGAUGCUUCCAAGUACACCCGCUGGCCUCUGCGGCUGCGAUGAACUGGACAGACGUGGCUCGGUCACUUAUCGGGCUUGGGUUCGACAAGAACCUGGCCUUCUUCGGGAUUAGACCGGAGAGUGCAAUUGCUGCGGCUGCCGAAGCGGGCAGCCUUGACGCUCUGAAGAUGCUGAUCGAUGUCGGGGCGGACGCUGAUCUCCCGUGUCGGGAGUCUAAUGCAACGGAUUGCGAAAGCCCACUCAUGAGAGCCGUCCAGCUCGGAAAUGUUGAAGCGGUGGAGUUGCUACUGGAAGCAGGUGCCACCGUCAACUUCCACCACGAUUUCGAUGGAUCAGCUUUACAUAUUGCGAUUCGCGAAGGCGCAUCGGACAUUGUCUUCAAGCUUCUGAAAGCAGGCGCCGAUGCAAAUUUGAGGAACCUUUCUGAAAACACGGCUCUGCAUCAAGCCGCUAAGAAACUGGGCGCAGGGGGUCUCGUUUGCAUGCUUCUUGAAGCGGGCGCCGAUAUACACAGCCGAGACUUGUGGGGUGCAACAGCUUUACAUCUCGCGGUCAUGCGCGAGCGGAACGCAGACGACACUGUUUCCAUUCUUUUGAAAGCAGGUGCCGAUGUAAACAUCAAGACCAAUAGGCAGCAAACGGCUCUACACUUAGCUGCUCAGUACAGUACAGCGGACAUCGUUUGUAUGCUUUUGGAAGCGGGUGCCGACAUAAACAGCCGGGAUAAUGAAAAUAGCACGGCUCUACAUAUCGCGGCUAUUCGCGGCGCAGCGGACAUAACCCGCCUCCUACUCAACAGCGGCGCAGACUUCAACGUUGUAGCGAGCAUACAUUAUCUUGACCUUUUUCCAUUCUCUGGUUGCAGGACACCAUUGUCUCUUGCUGUCAGCAGCGAGUCUCUCGAAGUUGCCAAGAUCCUGCUUGAUGCGGGUGCUUCUAUUGGUUACACCGGCAGCGGUUCGUGCAACCCAAUACUCCUGGCAGCGGAGAAGAACCUACUAGAGAUACUGAACUUGCUUCUCGAACAAUGCCCGGACAUUAGGGGUUCAUCUGGGCGAGACGACUAUUGUGAAAAUGCUCUGCACAUCGCUGCGAAGAGAAAUCAUUUUGAAGUCACUGACCUCCUACUAAGGCGUUUCAACGAUCCUUCGUUCAUCGAUGAAGAGAAUGGAGAAGGAGAGACUCCUCUCACGAUGUCAUUGGAAUCAGGACGUGAGCUCAAUGCGUGGGUGUUGCUGGAACACGGGGCUGGGAACAACCUCCUAAAGCGGGUUGAUUACCUACCAACAGCAUUCUUCUUGGGACUCCUUCAUGAAGUCAUGCGACAGGUGCGCCACGGUAACACAGACUCGAAUCUAGAGGCCGCGUUUGAACAGUUAGCCAUUGCUGAUUUCUCUGGCCCACAACUUCCGGCACAUGAUUCAGCUUCUGGGUUAGCUUCAGGGACUCAAAAAUGUUAUCCGCCGACCCCGCUGAGAAUGUCCGACAUUGGCGACAUGAUUCUUACGGGCGUGCAGUCUGCUUCUCUCGACGCUUUAAACAUGGAGAUAGAUCAUUCCGGCGACCGAACGACCCUACGCGAAAGGUUCCUCAUACACCGGUUGGCCUGGUGGUUGAUUUCCGCUGUCCUGGGUAAUCGUGUGGAUGAACUCGUCGACGCCAAUACGGCCGAUGAAAUCAAACGGCACUUGGACGCAGAAGCCAUAUCCGUCGAUGUCGCCCACUCUCCGCCGACUUACCUGUACAAUCCGACUGUGCCUAAAUCACUCGAACCACUAUACAACCCCCCGUCCCCGCCCACCACGGAGGGAAGUUCGUCAGCGGAAGUCAACUUUGAAUACUACGUGGGUCAUGAAUGGCUGUACAAGAAGUUCCAUCACAGAGCGCCACCUUAUGGUCUGAAUCGUGCAAACAAGGACAUCCACAAGAUGACCAGCGUUCGUGGUAUUCCCGCUCGCGACUUGAGGUUGGCCAACCGCGUUGCAAUCGUCACAGGCGCUUCUCGCGGUAUCGGUAAAGCCAUCGCUCUACGGAUCGCCCGAGAUGGCUACGACGUCUGCAUCAACGACAUCGCCGCCAACCAGGCCGGCUCCGAGGAGGUAGCCGACGAGAUCCGCGGCAUGGGCCGCAAGUCGGUCGUCGCGUCGGCAGACGUGCGGAAACUCAACGAGGUCCAAGCAAUGGUUCAGACCGCCGUCAAGAAGCUUGGCCCCCUCAACACCAUGAUCGCCAACGCGGGAAUCGCGCAGGUCAAGCCGCUCCUCGAGCUGACGGAGGAGGACUUUGAGAACAUGUUCCGCGUUAAUGUCUUUGGAGUUCAGCACUGCUACCAGACCGCGGCGAAGCAGUUGAUCGAGCAGGGAAACUGCACGCCCGAAGCGCCGGGAAAACUCAUCGGGUGUUCUUCUAUCGUGGGCUUCAAGCCCUUCGCACUUCUGUCGCACUACUCCGCGUCUAAAUGGGCCGUUCGAGGCUUGACGCAGGCGUCAGCCAUGGAAUAUGCCGAGCACAACAUCACUGUUAACGCGUAUGCUCCUGGUAUCGUGGGCACUGCCAUGUGGGAUCUCAUUGAUGAGAAACUGGGAGAGAAGACGGGGGCUAAGAAGGGCGACACGAUCAAGAAGUUCACGAAUGAUUUGAUUGCGUUGAAGAGAACUAGUGUGCCGGAGGACGUGGCUAAGUUUGUGUCGUUCUUGGCCGGUCCGGAUAGCGAUUAUGUGACGGGACAGACUCAGAUUGUGGACGGAGGCAUCAACUUCACUUGA
This is a messenger RNA of Colletotrichum karsti, 5340 nucleotides long. Its product is annotated as putative Pfs NACHT and ankyrin-domain-containing protein. The transcript has 8 exons. The record is from RefSeq and is a predicted model, not a curated record. Bases 1 to 5340 code for a protein of 1779 amino acids. Gene Ontology annotation, molecular function: ATP hydrolysis activity; protein binding. NCBI's taxonomy places the organism in Eukaryota, Fungi, Ascomycota, Sordariomycetes, Glomerellales, Glomerellaceae.